Carassius gibelio (silver crucian carp) is the source of this 745-nucleotide messenger RNA. RefSeq names its product lecithin retinol acyltransferase-like. The record is from RefSeq and is a predicted model, not a curated record. The transcript has 2 exons. Lineage: Eukaryota; Metazoa; Chordata; Actinopteri; Cypriniformes; Cyprinidae. Gene Ontology annotation, molecular function: phosphatidylcholine-retinol O-acyltransferase activity. Gene Ontology annotation, biological process: retinol metabolic process. The coding region runs from base 16 to 687 and encodes 223 amino acids.
UACAAGUCAUAAAAAAUGCUAGACUCGCUGACGCUUCUAUUUGAGAAAUUCUUUCUUUUCUCAAACUUUAAUAUUUUUAAAAGUCUAUGGCAGGAGGAGUCGGAGCGCGCGGUGAAAUGGCCAGUGCUCAGGAGAGGAGAUCUUCUGGGAGUGCAGCGCACUCUCUUCAUUCAUUACGGCAUCUAUUUGGGGGAUAACAGGGUGGCGCACCUGAUGCCUGAUAUCAUGCCAGUAUUAACCAAAAACAAGCAGCUGAUCAAACCAGUCGUCACUAACAAAAGACUUAUAUUAGGCUGUAUUUACCGAAACGCGAGUAUACGUGUAGAUUCAGCUGAAGAUUUCGCGUAUGGAGCUCAGAUUAUGGUUAAUGAUAUGGAUAUGAAAAUUAAGUGUCAAGCACUGGUGAGCGAAGUAGUCGCGAGGAGAGCAGAGAAACUGGUCGGCGACAUUCCGUACAGUUUAUUAUGGAAUAACUGUGAACAUUUCGUGACAUAUUGCAGGUACGGGACACCUGUGAGCCAUCAGACAGAGAAGUUUUGUGACUGUCUGAAAACCAUCAUUCGGGACCAGAGAAGUGUGGCCUUAACUGUUGGAAUAGGAGUGAUGUACAUCCUGUGCUUUGGCCUGGCACCUUCAACUACAUUACCCACAAUCCUUAUUCCCUUCAUCCUGUGGAUGGCUGGCUGAGAGACACAUUCACUACAUCACAUUAAACAACAAAGCACAGUUUUAAAGGGGACAAGUA